AACAACUCAGCAGAACUCAGUCAGUUUUAACAAUUAACACGAUUUCGUUUUAAUAACCAGCAUUUUAUAAAUCAAAUACUUUCGCACAGCUUGAUUACAUAUCGUAACAACCACCAUAAAAUUGUAUAAGAUCCGUUCUCAUUUUUUUAAAUAAAAUUAAAAGUUAACAUAGUUUAUUUUUUAUUUUUAGAUAAAAAUGGCUCAAUAUUAUCCAUUCAAGUGCACUGCCACCGUAUUCCCGGCUGAUCCUUUUGAUCCAGUCGCCGAUGCAACGACCUUACGUAAAGCUAUGAAAGGUUUUGGUUGUGAUGAGAAAGCUAUCAUUGAUGUAAUUGCAAAUCGUGGUAUUGUACAACGUUUAGAAAUCGCUGAAGCAUAUAAAACAUCAUUUGGUAAAGAUUUAAUACACGAUUUGAAAAGUGAACUUGGUGGAAAAUUUGAAGAUGUUAUUAUUGCAUUAAUGACACCGUUACCGGAAUUCUAUGCAAAAGAAUUACAUGAUGCUGUCGCAGGUCUAGGUACCGAUGAAGAAGCUAUUGUUGAAAUAUUAUGUACAUUGUCGAAUUAUGGUAUCAAGACAAUAUCACAGUUUUAUGAACAAAAAUAUGGUAAAAGCUUAGAAAAAGAUUUAAAAGACGAUACAUCCGGACAUUUUAAACGUUUCUGUGUAUCUUUAUGCCAAGCAAAUCGUGAUGAAAAUCAAGAAGUUGAUACCGCACAAGCUGCAGCCGAUGCAGAAGCGUUAGUAGCUGCCGGUGUUGAACAAUGGGGAACUGAUGAAUCAACUUUCAAUGCAAUUUUAAUAACACGUAGCUAUCAACAAUUACGGCAAACAUUCAUCGAAUACGAACGUUUAGCUGGACAUGAUAUUGAAGAAGCAUUAAAACGUGAAUUCAGUGGAAAUAUAUUAAAAGGUUUUCUAGCGAUUGUACGAUGUGUAAAAAGUAAAGUGGGAUUCUUUGCUGAACGUUUACACGCUUCAAUGAAGGGUUUGGGUACAAAUGACAAGACAUUGAUACGAAUUGUUGUCUCACGUUCGGAAAUUGAUUUGGGUGAUAUUAAACAAGCAUUUGAAGAGAAAUAUGGAAAAUCAUUGGAAAGUUGGAUUUCUGGUGACACUUCCGGCGAUUACAAAAAAGUUCUAUUAGCUAUCGUUAAUGUUUAAAAGUAUAUUUAAUUUAUGCAGUUGUUGCCAGAGAGAAAUAGGAAAGAAAGUUUAUAGCGAAGAUAACUAUGCGCUUCUCCAAAUAAUUCAAUAUUUUGGGUAUCUACUUUUGGGAACAUUCAAAUUAUGUAAAUGUUUGGAAGCUUUUAUUACAACAAAGAAUGAAUGUUUUUUUGAUGUUAGUACUACUCUCUGUAUUCCUCUUUGGUCUCAACUAUUUUCGAAAUACUUAAAAGAUACAUUUUUUUUACAUUAUCUGCUGAAUUUUUCUACACACUAGCACACCAUUGCUAAGUGUUAAAUCACAAAAUCACCUCAAAACGCGAUAUAAUCGUUGCAUUUUUUUAAUCGUUAAUUAACCGUCCUCUCAGUUUAAGACUCGAAUAACUGUAUCACUCGCAAACGUUAAUUAACGAUGUAAGUCGUUUUUAAAAGUCAAUUUACAAUUAUAUAAUAAUAAAAUUAGUUUUAUGGAAAAAAAACAGAAUGCUUUCUAUGUAUUGUUAAAAUAGUUUGAAAAGAAAGAAAGAGUUCUCUACCUUAGCAAGCUAAAGGGUGUUCUAAUAAGAACGCCGGUUUUGGGUUUUAAAUAAAAC
This is a messenger RNA of Chrysoperla carnea, 1761 nucleotides long. Its product is annotated as annexin B9-like. The coding region runs from base 197 to 1165 and encodes 322 amino acids. Gene Ontology annotation, molecular function: calcium-dependent phospholipid binding; calcium ion binding. Gene Ontology annotation, cellular component: cytoplasm. NCBI's taxonomy places the organism in Eukaryota, Metazoa, Arthropoda, Insecta, Neuroptera, Chrysopidae. The record is from RefSeq and is a predicted model, not a curated record. The transcript has 4 exons.